CCUCACAUGCAAUACAUUAAAGAUGAAGUAGCCCAUUUAACUUACCAACUAAGUAAAUUUACUGCAGGGCGAAAGGGAAUACAACAGAAGCAAUUAAAGACUAUUUAUACUAGAGGGAUUGAGAGGAUGAUUGUUUACGCUUCUCCAGUUUGGUACAGUAAGAAGAUCGAGAUUAAUAAAAAACUCAAAGCAAUUCAAAGAAUACCUUUAAUCCUACUAACCAGAGCAUACAGAACUACAUCGAAUUACUCUCUAAAUAUAUUAGCCAACAUCCCUACAAUAGCAUUAACAAUAGAAAAGGAAAUAGAAACAUAUCAAAUAUUCGCAAAAGGUAAAAACUUCUUAUGGAAAGAUAAAGUGUUUACGGAAAAUGAAGUGGUAUCAAAAUACGAUAUGUGGGAAUUUCACCCGUCUACAAACUUAUCCUUUCCAUUAACAGACAAAGAACAAGACGUGGACAUAAAAAUAUAUACAGACGGCUCCAAAAUGGAAGAGAAAGUAGGAGCAGCAUAUGUAGCAUAUAAUUCAAGAGGGGAAACAUUAACAACAAAAUUGUUCAAAUUAGCAGAAUAUUCAUCGAAUUAUGAGGGUGAAGCAAUAGCACUAUUAAAAGCAAUAGAAUACAUAGAAUCAGAAGAAACUACUUAUACAUUUCAAAUCCUCACAGACAGCCUUUCGUGUUUACAAGCACUACGAAAUCCCAAAAACAAUAACCCACUUAUAGUUAAAAUAAAGAAAAAACUUUUAGGAUUACCACGGGAAAGAAUAACCUUAUCAUUUGUCAAAGGACAUAACAACAACAAAGGGAAUGACACGGCGGACUUGUUGGCCAAAGAG
Molecule: messenger RNA, 837 nt
Organism: Dermacentor albipictus
Lineage: Eukaryota; Metazoa; Arthropoda; Arachnida; Ixodida; Ixodidae
Source: RefSeq, a predicted model, not a curated record